UUUUCGAAUAUGAAAACAUAUCAUGGACUUUUUUAACCUGUACGAGCAAGGUAUUUUCAUAUUUACGAUUUUAUUUCUAUUAAUUAUUUUUAUUUAAUUUAUUUUUUAAAAGAGGACCCUAUGAAAAAUUUCUGGGUAGGCCACUGAAUAUAAGUCCGCCGGACACCCCUAAAUACCCGUCCGUCCGCCCCUGGUUUCACCAUCCUUACCUUCGGCCAGACUAAAAAUGUUAAUAGGCCAAGUUAUUAUAGUAUCAAUCGGCUGUCCAUACACGUGUGUGUUUUCGGCUGGUUUUCCAAAACCAAGUCGGUCAAUCGGCCUCCUAUAAAUCAAAACCCCAAUUACCCCUUCUCCUCAAUAGUUCAUUCCAAGCAAUCUGAAAUCUCUCUAAUCAGUCAGACCUUCGAUUCCAAGCUUUCUUCCCAGCCUUCUCAAGGUAACGAAUCCCGUCUUCGAUUUUCUACAGCUGUUCUGUUUUAUUCUGUUAUGAUUUUCUAGAUUGUAUUUCGGAUACAGAAUUUAGCUUCUUUCGUUCUGUUUGUCCGAUCGCCGAUCGGGGAUUUCUUGCUUUUGGAGAAUUAGGGUUACUUCUUCCUUGUUCAUUCGAUUGCCAUGUUUGAAUCUUUGAACUCUCCCGCUGUUAGAUCGGAGGCUGGAACUUUUUUUUGUAGCUAGGGUUUCAUUGAGCUGGUUAGAUUUCGGUUCCUCUGUUCUCCAAAUUCGAUUGUUGAUCUAGAUCUCUAGGCGCUGGAAUUAGGGUUCAUUGGCUCUUGUUAAUUCGAUUUCUCUGUGUGGAUCUCUGAUAUCCCUGUGUUAGGUCAAAGCCUAUGUUGGAAUUUGUUUGAAACUAGGUUUUUGUUGAUAAAAUUUCGAUCGGGGAUGCUGAAUUAGGUUUUUUCCUUGUUGGUUGCGAUUUUACAGAUGCAGAUCUUUGUUAAGACCUUGACCGGCAAGACGAUCACUCUCGAGGUCGAGAGCAGUGACACAAUCGACAACGUCAAGGCCAAGAUCCAGGACAAGGAAGGGAUUCCCCCAGAUCAGCAGAGGUUGAUCUUUGCUGGGAAGCAGCUUGAGGAUGGGAGGACUUUGGCGGACUACAACAUCCAAAAGGAGUCAACUCUUCACUUGGUUCUCCGUCUCCGUGGUGGCAUGCAAAUCUUCGUCAAGACCUUGACCGGGAAAACAAUAACCCUCGAGGUGGAGAGCAGCGACACCAUCGACAACGUGAAGGCUAAGAUCCAGGACAAGGAAGGGAUUCCCCCAGAUCAGCAGAGGCUCAUCUUUGCAGGGAAGCAGCUGGAAGAUGGGAGGACUCUGGCUGAUUACAACAUCCAGAAGGAGUCCACUCUGCAUCUGGUCCUUCGUCUGAGGGGAGGAAUGCAAAUCUUUGUGAAGACUUUGACAGGAAAGACCAUCACCCUCGAGGUGGAGAGCAGUGAUACCAUCGACAAUGUCAAAGCUAAGAUCCAGGAUAAGGAAGGUAUCCCACCGGACCAGCAGAGGCUGAUCUUUGCGGGAAAGCAGCUGGAAGAUGGGAGGACUCUUGCUGAUUACAACAUUCAGAAGGAGUCUACCCUUCAUCUUGUCCUGCGAUUGAGGGGAGGCAUGCAGAUCUUUGUCAAGACAUUGACCGGGAAGACAAUUACCCUGGAGGUGGAGAGCAGUGACACCAUUGAUAAUGUGAAGGCCAAAAUCCAGGAUAAGGAAGGUAUCCCACCAGACCAGCAGAGGCUUAUCUUUGCUGGCAAGCAGUUGGAAGAUGGAAGGACCCUGGCGGAUUACAAUAUCCAGAAGGAAUCAACACUCCACCUUGUCCUGCGUCUCCGUGGUGGCUUCUAAGGGGGUUGCUCUUAGCUGGUUUCUGCAUUGCUAAAGUUUUCUGGACUGUUGAAGUUUCUGGUUACUAGGAUUGGUUGAAUCCCAGUUUGCUGCUUUUUAUCUUAUUUUCAAGUACUAUGUAUGGCUUUGAACAAUGAUGUCGGUUGUUUUUGUUUUGUUGUCGAAUAAUGAAGUCGGAUGUAUGUUUUAUGUAUCUGCAGUGGAUUACCUCUUGCAUCUAUGCUGAUGCUUGCCUUUGUUGGUAUAGCGUGCUUGUGUACACCGUAUCUGUUCGCAUUAGAAUGGAGUAUGCCAAGCUUUAUAUCUGGUGCAGAUGAAUGUUCUAGGGGUUGUCUCUGUGCUCGGUGUCCCCUAGUUUCGACUUACAUUGGUAGGAAAUCGGUAGGACACCUAGUACUCUUAAAGCAAAAAAAAAGAUGCAGUCCUAGUUUAUGGUUGAUGAAAGCUAAAGAGAAAUGGUAGAGCUUUCAUAUGAGAACACUAAACCCUCAUCUCAGACAUCGACAUUGAUCAUGAACUUUGAUAGUGGUCGAAUCUUGGACCUAAACCAACCCAGUUAGGACCUAAACACUAAGCGAAAACUUGAAACUUGCAACCCUAACUAUCAAACCUGUACCAUAGUUUUGAGAUACUCUAAGAAAUAAACUUAUAUCCG
Molecule: messenger RNA, 2494 nt
Organism: Linum trigynum
Lineage: Eukaryota; Viridiplantae; Streptophyta; Magnoliopsida; Malpighiales; Linaceae
Source: the annotation of a GenBank genome assembly